GUCCAUUGUUGCUCGCGCAUAACAGGACAAGGCGCGCGUGCUUUAUCUCGUGCGUCUGGUUGUCCUAAUCUUGUACCUGGUCCAUUACAUUCUACACUGCUGUGUUCUUCCGGGACGUAACCUGGCAGGUGCCGGGUCGCUGUCAGCCGCAUCCAUCUCUGAAGCGGCCAACCGGCUAGGCCGGUGGCGGUCCGCUGGUUGUCUGCCGGACCCUGAAACCUGGCAGAAGUGGCAUGGCAACAUCACCACGCCGUACAGGCCAACAGCCUCCCGCAACCGCAACCGGCUCCAGAGCCUGGCGGUCGCAGUGGAAGUGGCACCGGGCCUGGCUGGCGAAGCAUGCGGCGUGCCGGCGAGAGCAUGCGGCCGGCGGGAUACAGGUCAGCGGGGGGGCGGGAGGCGUAUCGGCUGCCCAGCAGCAGGCGGCUGCUGCUGUCCCGGACGCGGUGGACCAGCCGAACCGCUUGGAGUGUCGCAUGUGGCCGCGCGUCGAGGCGGAAGAGGUGCCGUUCAUUCGGGCGGUGGUCGCGCGGGAGACAGAGCAGCUCCUGGUGUCUGGGCUAGCACCCUUGGAGCUGCAACCAGGCACCGGAGAUGCCGCAGGGUUGGCCUCAGGCCCACUUCCCUCCCUUGCAGCGCCUGUUACCAUGCCACCAGGACUCCCAGCACAGCCCACGCCCUUAGCUUUAGCCGCAGCAGCAGGUGGCGAGUUGGGGAAAACAACCAUGCCCCCGGCCGCCGCGCCGCGGAGCCCCCCAAUAGGACCCGCGCCAGCAGCAGCAGCGGUGAGCUUGGCGGCUUCAAGGCCGCUAGGGGAAGCACUGGAGGCCCUGGAGAGCGAGGGCGACCCAGCGGCGCUACAGCCGAGACCUGCUGCUGCGCCUGCUGCUGCUGCUGCUGCUCCCCAGCAGUCAGCAGGAACUCCAGCCGUCGCGGUAGUAGCGGUGGCUGCUGGGGCGGCUACCCCGGGUAGUGUCGGCGCUUGGGGCGAUCAUGGUGCUCCGAGACUUGGGGAAGCUGAGUCAGCUGUGUCACCCGGGGUUCACAUGUCGCCCCUGCAGGCAGCAGCAGCAGCAGGGGCGGAUGCAGCUGCCGUCGCACCAUCAUUGCCGCUUCAUCAUCAUACAACAGCGCCGGUUGUGGGAGCUGCACCUCUCAUCGCAUCAUCCCCAUUGCCGUCUGGCUCCACCACGCCGUCAGCGGUGCCGCUGCCCGGUGCCAGUGCAGGUGCACAUGCGGCCGAGGUUCCUGUUGCUGGGUUGGAUAGCAGUGCCCAUGCAGCUGCUGGUGCCGCACCGCCACCACCGCCACCACCUGCGGAACAGCAGCCUGCUGCUGUUACUGUGGUAGCGGCAGGGGAGGCCGCUGCGGGUACAGGUACGGCAGCUCGUCCUCCCGCAGCAGCAGCAGCAGCAGCAGCAGCAGCAGAGGCCGCCGGCGGAUUGCCGAGUGAUGAGGGACCUGCAGCUGGGGGACAACCUGCUGCUGAGGAAGCAGCGGCUGCCGUGGACACCAGGUCGCCUUUAAUUGAAAGCGCCCCACAGUUAUGCAAGGUUCCACCCCUGCUGUCCUCCGUACGAAUCCUGUCGUACGAGGUCGUCCUGGCAGCCGGCGCUCAGCUGGGCAACUUUGACUGCAUCAACGUGCGACACGACACGCAGUCUGAGGCCGUGUACCUUGAAAAGGUGGAGGUGCACUGCGCCACCAGUGAACCGCCGCUGGUGUGGGAGGUCACGGUGCGGCGGUGGAUGCAGCCGGGGGAGGUGCUGGCAGGCUUGCGGGCCGACCCCUGCGUGUGGGAGGAAUGGGACAUGCAGGUGGACACUGAAACGGGCGUCCCAAGCGCAGUCCUCUACUUCAACCCCAACCUUCAAGAGUAUGCAUGGAAGGCGCCACCUCCAGCCCCCUUCCCCUCUCUUCCAGGAGCUCUCCCGCACGUGCAGCAGGUGGGCGCUGAAGGUGGCGCUCGCCAGCAGCAGGCGGCUGCUGCGGGGCGCGACAGCUGCUGGCCACACCCGCUACCUCCCUUGUGUGGACAGCGAAGUGGCCUACGUUACCUGGAUACGAUACGCGAGCCGGGGUUGUUUUGGACAACCAAUGUGCGCAAACACUAUGGCCUGGGCUUUGGAGGCGACCUAGGGGUCCCUCCGGGUCAGCAAGUCCGCAUCAGGGGGCAGACCUGCAGCCAUUCCAUAGCCGUCCAGGCGCGUGGCGGCUUCAAAUGGGUGGACCCAGACGAUCCCAAAGCGCCCCGGCUGCUGCUGCCCUCAUCACCCGCUGGUGCUGGUGCUGGCAACAGCGCUGCCGCUCCUGGGGGCGGCAACUCCAGUGCACCUGCAGCUGCGGUAGCAGCAGCAGCUUCGGCUAUACCCGCCGAGAAUGGCGUUACAACAGCUGCUACCGGUGUUGGAGGUGCUGGUGGUGUGGUUCCGGGUGUUCGCGAGUGUGUGGUGCUGUCGUACAACCUGGCGCCCGCAGCGCGGGAGCUGGGGGAGCAGUACAUGUGGUUCCUUGCACAUGUGGCGCUGGAUGACAGCGCGGGAACGCCUCCUGCGCCGGUGCGGUUCAGCCUCGUCAAGGACGAGACCCUUGUUUGGGCCGCCUGGGUCAAGGCAGCGGGCGAGGUGGUGGUGUGCUGCGAGCAGCUGGUGGGCUGCAGGCAGCUGCAGCUGGUGGUGGAGAGCGACUUCAGCGGCGGGGCGCGCUGCGUGUGGCUGGACCCAUGCCUGCUGUGCGCGCCCCUGCAGGACAGGGCGCUGGUAGCAGAGCUGGAGGCGGCAGCGCCGCAAAACAAGACAUCUGACUCCGCGGUACGUGAGGGCAAGGUCAGGUUCAUGCAGGAGGCCGACGGCGACGUCCGCUACAUGGCUCCCGCGCACUGCAUCCCGCAAGAGGUGCGUACGUGGCUGCAGGCAGAACCCAUCAGCCGGAAGGUUGCUCGCACCAGCGGCACUGCCAAGUACCGCAUCAGUGUGUUUACGGGCGCCGAGAAGAAUGGCGGCACGCAUGGCCGCGUGUAUGUGCGGCUGCAUGGCCGCAGCGGCAGGGAGGGGGCUGCUGCCGGCGAGAUCAAGAGCAACUUGGUCUGCAUCAAUCCGGACGGCGCAGUCCUUGCGGAGGGUUCCAAGUUCUCCUUGUUGGAGCCCCUCACGCUGCCCCUCAUGGCGGAGGUGGAGUCCAUCUCGCUGCACCACGUGCCUCCGCCGGGCGGCCUGCUGGGCGCUGCUGCGGGAGCGGCUGUCGGGGGGACACGGGACUGGAACGUCCAACACGUUGAGAUUUCUUGCGAGGAAACCGGCCGCACCUGGUACUUCGUGGCGGGAGGCUGGUUCAUGGCGCUAGCAACGCGGCAGGCAGAAGCGCACGCCGAGCAGAACGGCCAGCUGAAGCCAUCCAAGCUGCAGCCGGCGGAUGCGGAGCUCAGACUCCAGAGAGUGGUUUCGGAGACAGAGUUCAAGGUUGUUCUGCACGUCCUGAGCUCUGGCAAGGGCGUUGGCAUGGGUAUUGAGGAGGACAUUCAGAUGGUCGUGCUGGGGCUGACGGAGGACGGCUACCGGCAAGCUCCCUUCACCCUUCCCGGCAAGUCCGUUGACCACUCCCACGAGACCCGGCUGCUGUCCAGUCCCCACCCGCUCGGGGAGCUGCUGUCUGUGGAGCUCAGCUGCAGGCAAAAGGGGCUGCUCCAAGCCAGGUUGCAGUGCGUGGAGCAUCACCACCAGAUCCCGCCGAUGGUGAUGCUGCGUCCGCCGCCACAUCAAACCCUGCUGCUGCUGCUGCUGCUGCGGGUAUCGUACUGCGGGUGGCGACACAGCCCUACUUCCGCAUAGCCACGUUCACCAGCGCUCUUCCCGAGGCUAGUACGGACGCCAACGUGUACGUCGAUCUGUUCGGUUCGCGCGGCCAGCUGCUGGACUUGCACCUGCGGGAUGCCACUGGCAGCACGUUCAGUGAGGGCGCUGAGGACGUCUUCUUCUUUCCCGACCCCGGGCUGGGCGACAUUGGGAGCAUCUGCCUGUCCCAUGAUGACUCAGGGGAGUCUCCCAACUGGCACGUAGACCAUUUGGAGAUCACCAACACCGGGUCUGGUCGUACGACAGUGUUUAUUUGCCAGAACUGGAUUGGACUGGGUGCUGGGCUCAAGGGCAACGAGAACCAGGAAGGAGACCGGUUCAGUCCCGAUCGAGUCUUGGAGCGCGUGCUCUACCCAGCUCACGUGCUGACAGCUCUCCAGGCGGGACGGCCGCUGAUGAGCUAUCACGCGGUAUUCCACUUGGGGGACGCAAAGGCAGCAGCAGAGGCAUGGCAUGCAGCUGAGGCGCUGCAGCUCGUGGGGUGGAAUGACUCGGUGCUGGAGUUCUCUGAUACGGUUAGCAUGGACAACGGCCGUACAGGCGUCAACCUGGAGCUCGACAUGCUGUACGUGCGGCACGUCCAGGCUGCAUCCCAGGCAGCCAUUGCACGGCAGCAAGAAGAGGAGUCGCCUCGCACGCAGCCUGUACCUGAGUGCCGUACGUACGAGGUUGUGGUUAACGCCGUCAUGUUGCACAGCCCGCGUGCCAACAUCGCGGCCAGCGUAUCUGCUCGGGAGCUCGAGCUGGUGUUGCAUGGAUCAGCUGCAAGCAGCCGGCCGGUGGCCCUUUCCGGGAAGACCAAGGCCAGCCAUGGUUCUCCUCCGUUCACGGUUGCCGGCCACGCAGACGUUUUCCAGGUCAGAACCGACACACCGCUUGGUGAUCAGCUGGUCCGGAUCGACGUCCGGAUGCCAGCUACUGCGAGCUCAGCAGAUUGGGGGAUACUGGUUGAGUCAAUCGUCAUCCGAGACGUCCUGGACAGCAGCUCUAAACCAGUUACCUUUGCUGUGGCGCCGGGGCAUUGGCUCGGAACAUCUCCCACUUCACAAGAGGGCUGCGUUGGGGCCAUGCAGUCGCUGCACCUGAUGCCAACCGGGGUGUGUGCUGUGUCCUUUCUGACAAGGUCGUUCCAAAAGCUCGCUGCACUCCACAUCCGACACGACAACCCUGCCGUGUGGCCCGGAUGGGCCCUUCAGCACAUCGCCAUCCUCGCUGCUCCCCCACCGGGCACGCCAGUUCGCCAGCAGCAGCAGCAGCCCUCGUCCACUGCUGCUGCCAGCACUGACGGUGCUGCUGCUGCUGUGGCGGCCGGAACCCCUCAAACGGCUACUGCGGGCAGCCGACAACCGCUCCUCCCCAUCGUGCCUGUCAUCUACAACUUCCCCGGUACACAACGACCCAGUGUCUGGCCUUCUGAGGAGGCUCCGUUCAUCAGGCUGUUCUUAAGCGACCAGAGCCUCAGGGAGCCCUUCCCUCCGGAGUCCUACUGCAAGCAGCCGCCGGGACUUGGGUUGGUGACCCAGGCAGCCAAACCAACCGCUGCAAGCGCAGAUGCAGUGAACAGCGGCACUGCUGCUGCUGGGAGUUUCGGAGACCUGCUGGCUCCGAUUGAGGAAACAGCAGCAGCAGCCAUCAUACGUCCCCCAGCAGCGGAGCCCCUGUGGUCUGAGGCGUUCGAGGAGGAGUUGAAGGCAUACCGGGACCUCGCCCUGGCUGGCCGUGGUCAUGAGGCGGAUCUCCUGGCCUUGGCACGUGCACGGCUACGGGCAGAACCCCCACUGCUUGCCAGCAGCUUCUCCCGGGUGGACCAGGACAAGGAUGGGAAGAUCAACAUACAGCAGGUUCACGACCUCCUCCCGGAGUUGUUCCUACCCGGGGUACAGCUAACCCCGGCACAGGCCUCGUACUUGGUGGCAAUGCUUACCCUGGGGCGGUCAGAAGAGCUCUUCACGCAGGAACAAUUGUUGCACGGCUUGAAGGAUUGCCGCUCUGCAUAUAAAGAGGCAGCUGCAAUGGUGCGCAUUUUGGAGGCUGAAGGACAUCAGGUGACAUUCGACGAAGGGCUUGGGGCUGACCUCGUUCUUUGCCAUCUUGCAAAGCAGCUGGUCCAGCCAGAAACCGCGCAAGCAGCCGCAACAGCCUUCCAGUCGUACGAUACGGACGGCAGCGGAUACCUCGAAAUAGGCGAGCUGUCGAAAGCUGUUCAGUCCAUUGGCGGCCUGCAGCUGAGCCAACACGAGGUUCGCCUGCUGCUUGCCUACCUCUUCCAUUACGGUGACAAGGACAAGGACUUCCGUCUUUCAGUUUCAGAGCUGCAAUCAUCUCUGGCGCCCUUCAUUCCUCGACCCGCUGAGGAUGAGCUCCGGCAUGCCAUCUCAGCUUACUCCGCCUCCAGGAACCUGCCAGCCCUCCUGUGCAAGAUCUACCAGAUGCAGCCAGCGGUGCUGCAUGCAGCGAUCUCUAAAGCGGCUGUAUCUGGCUUCCAGCCACAGCAGCAGGACAGCAUUAACAAUUCCUGCGGCACGGUGCCAAUGGAAUGUCUACCCCAGAUAAUCUCAUCUAUUCUCGAAGGUGGUGAGAUGCAAGCUGUGGAGGUAUCCAACCUCAAGCACCUGGUCCUGCUGGACUCCGGGGUGACCUCCGUAACGGCAGAUGAGCUUGUUACAGCUCUGUUCAAGAGUGCAGAUGCUGUAAAACGGGCAACUUCAAUUGCAAGAAUGGUGGCCGAAGCUCAAGCAGAGCACGCGCGUGUUCAAUUGGAUUUGGACCUUGGAGGCGCAGAGACUGUACUGCAACGGCUUGCAGAUCUCCUAUCAGGGGAGGACGACCAGAAAGCCGCCAUGGCAGCGUUCGCAGCUCUUGACAGCGACAGCAGCGGCCACUUGGAUGGGGUGGAGCUCUGUGCUGCCAUGCGCAAGGUUUACAACCAGAUCACAGAGGAGGAGCUGCGGGUGCUAUUGGCUUACAUACAGAUAUACGCGGAUAAAGAUUCGGAUGGCCGGAUCUCCUUUUCAGAACUGCAGGCCCUACUAAGACCCUUCCGUUCCGAGUAAAAGAUGUAGGGCAUGAGGUACGGGUUGCAGCUUCUUCGUUUUUCCCUCCUACUUCUCGUUACUGCGCAGACCCCAAGCGUCGAGAUUUGGCCUUCUGGUUCACGGCUCCAGAUGACAUAUGCCCUACCAACGAUUCCGACCGACGCAAAUUUAUUCGCGGAAUGCAGAUAUGCGCUGUUUGUUUCCGAGGAUAAAUUCCGUGCGCUGGCAGACAAAUUUAAUUCAAUCCCGUGCGCGACAACAGGCCCGAUUAACCGGUUUCACGGUUUUUAGUACGGCAUUCGGGUUAACAUGGAUUUAUUGAAAUCCAUGCGGGUGCGUGAGCCGGUUUCAUUGAUUGGGCUUGGUCAGAGUCCGCGGAACUAUCGCACGUGAUUAAAUAAAAUGGAACUUUAGCAUCAUUGACAGCACGCGAUUGGUCCUUAAACCCAGAAUGGUGAUGUACGGCAAUUUUCCCAAUUAGCUUGCCACCGUUGAAGGUGGUUCCUUCACGUCCGCUGUCCUAUCCACUUUGGCCAAAUUUUAAUUCGAGACUAGGUCGUAGUACGUAACCUUCCCUUCGUCGUCGUACAGAUGGGGGCCUGGCGGGCUGGGUUUCUACUGCAUGGAGUGUGUGCGUGCAUAACGGUUCAGCCUGGCUGCAGCUGGUGGUUCAUAUGCAUGUUGGUUCGCUUGAUGGCGCUAGUGUUUCUUAUUGUUGUUGACUGUACAUACAGCUGGCGUACUGCUUCGUUUGUCCCCUGCCUAAUGAAGGGAACUCUGCUCAUGCCAGGUGGCCUGCCUAAUGAAGGGAACUCUGCUCAUGCCAGGCGGAUGAAAAUCGCGUCGAGGUCAGAGGAGGACAAACAAAGGAGGGGUUCAUGGUGGUUGCUUUUUCUGGCAGGUUACUAAAGAGGCAGGCCGGCCAGGCCCUGCGGUACUUUACCUGUGCCCAGGUUCAGGAAUGCUUA
Messenger RNA from Astrephomene gubernaculifera, 7854 nucleotides. NCBI's taxonomy places the organism in Eukaryota, Viridiplantae, Chlorophyta, Chlorophyceae, Chlamydomonadales, Astrephomenaceae. The record is from the annotation of a GenBank genome assembly.